Messenger RNA from Acanthoscelides obtectus, 789 nucleotides. The record is from the annotation of a GenBank genome assembly. NCBI's taxonomy places the organism in Eukaryota, Metazoa, Arthropoda, Insecta, Coleoptera, Chrysomelidae.
ACAGUGAUAAAUAACUGCCUCUAAUUGACCGUUUCUCUUUGUUUCAGGGCGAAAACGUACCAGAACCGCAAUCCGGCAGUCCGGAAACCGAACUUGCGCUCAUUUUUGGAAUUAAUGUACAGCAUCGACGGUCGAUACGCGACCACUGCAUCCAAAAUUAAAUUUAAAACAUGAGAACGUUCGCCGAGUUAUAUUAAUUCAAUUCCAUUAGCAUUACCGUAGCUAUUUAAUACAACAUACUAUCGGUAUCGGAGUAUAUUAACGCGAACAAUGAUGUAGAAGCCAACCCAUGAAUAGCAUGACUUGAAUUCGAAAAUGCAGCGGCCGGUAUCUAGAAACUCAGAGGGGGAGGGGGAAGAGAACCCUCUGGGGGGAUUGGAGGCGACUGUGUCGUGUCUGUGGGUCCUUACGCCGUUGUCCGCGACCGUGUCGCUGGUUUUGGUCGCGGUAGGGAUGGCGACGAAUCAGUGGCUGCAUACGACGGAAAAGAUGUCAAAUCCGCACUACAAUGGAACUGGAGAGAAGGAGUAUCUGGCCAAGGUCACUGUGUCUGGGCUGUGGAUGUUCUGCUUCACAAAUCCGGAAAUGUCUCAAGAGAAACGAGUAAAAUAUACAGAUCCAAAUUUUGAGGAAACAGUACAACGUUGGCUUGAGGAAAUCGAUAGCGAAGAUGAAGAAAAUGUUAGUGAAUGUGAGGAUAAUCUCGAAAUUCUAUCUGAAACCGUUUUUUUGACACUGACACGUAGAAGUAAAAAUAAGAAUAGAAAUGACAAGACUGGCAACGAUUGA